Talpa occidentalis (Iberian mole) is the source of this 3317-nucleotide messenger RNA. RefSeq names its product neural EGFL like 2 (gene NELL2). The coding region runs from base 229 to 2679 and encodes 816 amino acids. NCBI's taxonomy places the organism in Eukaryota, Metazoa, Chordata, Mammalia, Eulipotyphla, Talpidae. The transcript is spliced from 21 exons. The record is from RefSeq and is a predicted model, not a curated record. Gene Ontology annotation, molecular function: calcium ion binding; protein binding.
CUCUCCUGGGUCUUUCAAGACACGCGCCGAAAAUCGCCGGGCGGCCAGACCGUCCUGAUCGCUCUCGUCUGUAAAUGCGAUCCGUGGCAGCGAAGACAAACGCCGUUUUCCCGCUUGAUACCAAGAACCUCUUCGAUUGCUUUUUUUUUUCUUUUUCUUUUUUUUUCUUUCUUUCUUUUUUUUUUUUUUUUUUAAAGAGGGAGACGAUGGACUGAGCCAAUCCACACCAUGGAGUCUCGGGUCCUACUGAGAACAUUCUGUCUGGUCUUCGGUCUGGGGGCAGUCUGGGGACUUGGUGUGGAUCCGUCCCUUCAGAUUGAUCUCUUGACAGAGUUAGAACUUGGGGAAUCUACGGCCGGCGUGCGCCAGGUUCCCGGGCUGCAUAAUGGGACGAGAGCCUUUCUCUUUCAAGACACUCCUAGAAGUGUAAAAGCAUCUACUGCUACAGCUGAACAGUUUCUUCAGAAGCUGAGAAAUAAGCAUGAAUUUACUAUUUUGGUGACUCUAAAGCAGACCCACUUAAAUUCCGGAGUUAUUCUUUCCAUCCACCACCUGGAUCACAGGUAUCUGGAGCUGGAAAGCAGUGGCCAUCGGAAUGAAGUCAGGCUGCAUUACCGCUCGGGCAGUCACCGUCCUCACACAGAAGUGUUUCCUUACAUUUUGGCUGAUGACAAGUGGCACAAGCUCUCUUUAGCCAUCAGUGCCUCCCAUCUGAUUUUACACAUCGACUGUAAUAAAAUAUAUGAAAGGGUGGUGGAAAAACCUUCCACAGACUUGCCUCUGGACACAACAUUUUGGCUGGGACAGAGAAAUAAUGCACAUGGAUAUUUUAAGGGUAUAAUGCAAGAUGUGCAAUUACUUGUCAUGCCCCAAGGAUUCAUUGCCCAGUGCCCAGAUCUUAAUCGCACCUGUCCAACUUGCAAUGACUUCCAUGGACUCGUGCAGAAAAUCAUGGAGCUUCAGGACAUUUUAGCCAAAACAUCAGCCAAGCUGUCCCGAGCAGAGCAGCGGAUGAACAGAUUGGAUCAGUGCUAUUGUGAAAGGACUUGCACCACGAAGGGAACCACCUACCGAGAGUUUGAGUCCUGGACAGACGGCUGCAAGAACUGCACAUGCCUGAAUGGAAGCAUCCAGUGCGACACUCUGGUCUGCCCAGCUCCUGACUGCCCGCUGAAGUCAGCUCUUGCGUAUGUGGAUGGCAAGUGCUGUAAAGAAUGCAAAUCAAUAUGCCAAUUUCAAGGACGAACCUACUUUGAAGGAGAAAGAAAUACCGUCUAUUCCUCUUCUGGAAUAUGUGUUCUGUAUGAGUGCAAGGACCAGACCAUGAAGCUGGUAGAGAGUUCAGGCUGUCCUGCUUUGGACUGUCCAGAGUCUCAUCAGAUUACCUUGUCUCAUAGCUGUUGCAAAGUUUGUAAAGGUUAUGACUUUUGUUCUGAAAAGCAUAACUGCAUGGAAAAUUCUGUCUGCAGAAAUCUGAACGACAGGGCUGUUUGUAGCUGUCGGGAUGGUUUUAGGGCUCUCCGAGAAGACAAUGCCUAUUGUGAAGAUGUUGAUGAGUGUGCAGAAGGCCGCCAUUACUGCCGGGAGAACACGAUGUGCGUGAACACCCCGGGGUCCUUCAUGUGCAUCUGCAAGACAGGGUACAUCAGAAUUGACGAUUAUUCAUGCACAGAACAUGACGAAUGCCUCACAAAUCAGCACAACUGUGAUGAAAAUGCUUUAUGCUUCAAUACCGUGGGAGGACACAACUGUGUUUGCAAGCCAGGCUAUACGGGAAAUGGAACCACAUGCAAAGCAUUUUGCAAGGAUGGCUGCAGGAAUGGAGGCGCUUGUAUUGCUGCUAAUGUGUGUGCCUGCCCACAAGGCUUUACCGGGCCCAGCUGUGAAACAGACAUUGACGAGUGCUCUGAUGGUUUCGUUCAGUGUGACAGCCGUGCUAACUGCAUUAACCUGCCUGGAUGGUACCACUGUGAGUGCCGAGAUGGCUACCAUGAUAAUGGGAUGUUUUCACCAAGUGGAGAAUCAUGUGAAGAUGUCGAUGAGUGUGGAACUGGGAGACACAGCUGCGCCAAUGAUACCAUUUGCUUUAACUUGGAUGGUGGAUAUGAUUGUCGAUGUCCUCACGGAAAGAAUUGCACAGGGGACUGCGUCCAUGAUGGAAAAAUUAAGCAUAAUGGUCAGAUUUGGGUGUUGGAAAAUGACCGGUGCUCAGUGUGCUCAUGUCAGAACGGAUUUGUCAUGUGCCGACGGAUGGUCUGUGACUGUGAGAAUCCUACAGUUGAUCUAUUCUGCUGCCCCGAAUGUGACCCAAGGCUUAGCAGUCAGUGCCUCCAUCAAAACGGGGAGACCUUGUACAACAGUGGAGAUACCUGGGUUCAGAAUUGCCAGCAGUGCCGCUGCUUGCAAGGGGAGGUGGACUGCUGGCCCCUUCCUUGCCCAGAGGUGGAGUGUGAAUUCAGUGUCCUCCCGGAGAACGAGUGUUGCCCCCGCUGCGUCACCGACCCUUGCCAGGCCGACACCAUCCGCAACGAUAUCACCAAGACUUGCCUGGAUGAGAUGAACGUGGUUCGCUUUACUGGGUCCUCGUGGAUCAAACACGGCGCCGAGUGUACUCUCUGCCAGUGCAAGAACGGCCACAUCUGUUGCUCAGUGGAUCCACAGUGCCUUCAGGAACUGUGAAGUUAACUGUCUCACAGAAGAUUUCUGUUUAAAGAAGGUUCUUUCAUUAAAAAGACUAAAAAAAAAAAAGUUAAAACUUACAGUGGAUGAUUUGUGGGCAUCUAAGUGCAGCUUUGUUAAUAGCUGAGUGAACUUUCAAUUAUGAAAUUUGUGGAGCUUGAGAAAAUCACACAAGGAAAAUUCUUGGGGCAAAACUAGCCCAGGAUUCUUGUCUCUGCUGUGUGUGACAUCACCUUGCAGAAGAGUGCAUAUGGGGGACACGCUAUGACAUCAUGACCCCUCCCCCAGGGGCCUCUUGCUUCACUGGUGCAAACAAUUUUCCUCUAGAUCAGAAUCUUCAUAAAUCAGUUAGGAUCUUCACUGCAAAAAAAGAAAAUGUAAGGCGGUGAUUGAAUUAUAUUUUCAGAAGCCAAGCAAAGAAGCUAUAACGUGUUCUGUACAGUAUACACACUGAAAAGAAAUGUGCAACAAGUUAUUGUUAUGAUAAAAAUAAUGCACAGGCAUGGUUACUUAAUAUUUUCUAACAGGAAAAGUCAUCCCUAUUUCCUUGUUUUACUGCACUUAAUAUUAUUUGGUUGAAUUUGUUCAGUAUAAGCUCGUUCUUGUGCAAAAUUAAAUAAAUAUUUCUCUUACCUUAU